GUGCUGCUGCGCAACAGGCAGGUGAAGAACACCACCAACCUCUUCAUCCUCAACCUGGGGGUGGCCGACCUCUGCUUCAUCCUCUUCUGUGUCCCCUUCCAAGCCACCAUCUACACCCUGGAGGGCUGGGUGUUCGGGCCCUUCAUGUGCAAGGCCGUCCACUUCUUCAUCUACCUCACCAUGUAUGCCAGCAGCUUCACCCUGGCCACCGUCUCCCUCGACAGGUAUUUGGCCAUACGAUACCCCUUGCACUCAAGGGAGCUGAGGACACCCAGAAAUGCCCUCACAGCCAUCUGCUUCAUCUGGGGGCUUUCCUUCAUCUUCUCGGGCCCUUACCUCAGCUACUACCAGGAGUUCCAGUUGGCCAACCUGACCGUCUGCCACCCCAUCUGGGAGAUCUCCCAGCGCAAGGUCAUGGACAUCUGCACCUUCAUCUUCAGCUACAUCAUCCCAGUGCUGAUCCUGAGCCUCACGUACGUGCGGACUAUUCGCUAUCUGUGGAGGUCUGUGGACCCUCUCCAAGACAUGUCAGAGUCCAAGAAGGCCAAGCGGAAGGUCACCAGGAUGAUCAUCAUUGUAGCCAUCCUGUUCUGCCUCUGUUGGCUGCCCCAUCACCUGGUCAUCCUGUGCGUCUGGUUUGGGUACUUUCCCCUCAAUCACGCCACGUACGUGCUCCGCAUCCUCUCGCAUCUCAUCUCCUACGCCAACUCCUGCGUGAACCCGAUCGUCUACGCCCUGGUCUCCAAACACUUCCGCAAGGGCUUCAAGAGGAUCUUCAUCUGCCUCUUGCACAAGAAGGCAGCCAACAAAGUGCAUGUGGCCCAAGUGACAAACACCGUCAGCAUGUUGGGGGCAGAGCUCAGCGAGGUGACCCACACCAGCGAAGCCCUGCCCGGCCACUCCUCCCUGCGCUGCAAGGUCCCAGCCCAGCCCUGGGGGGAGGCAGAGCCGGUGGGACAUGAGCAGAAAGCAGAUGGCUCCUUCAUCACCUUCAAUGUCACCUAG
Pelecanus crispus (Dalmatian pelican) is the source of this 1005-nucleotide messenger RNA. NCBI's taxonomy places the organism in Eukaryota, Metazoa, Chordata, Aves, Pelecaniformes, Pelecanidae. The record is from RefSeq and is a predicted model, not a curated record.